Ogataea philodendri is the source of this 822-nucleotide messenger RNA. RefSeq lists its product as uncharacterized. Gene Ontology annotation, cellular component: nucleus. The record is from RefSeq and is a predicted model, not a curated record. Bases 1 to 822 code for a protein of 273 amino acids. Gene Ontology annotation, molecular function: DNA-binding transcription factor activity, RNA polymerase II-specific; RNA polymerase II cis-regulatory region sequence-specific DNA binding; copper ion binding. Gene Ontology annotation, biological process: intracellular copper ion homeostasis; positive regulation of transcription by RNA polymerase II; intracellular iron ion homeostasis. Lineage: Eukaryota; Fungi; Ascomycota; Pichiomycetes; Pichiales; Pichiaceae. The transcript has a single exon.
AUGAUUUUGGUAGAUGGAGACAAGUACGCCUGCGAGCAGUGCAUCCGAGGCCACAGAUCUUCGCAGUGCCAGCACAUAAAACGGCCGUUGGUGCUGGUGAGGUCCAGAGGCCGUCCAGCUACAGACUCUUCCAAGAGAAUAGCUAUUGUUGGAGAGGAACUGGAGCCAGCCGAAGAACAUAACUGCAGCGACCAGAACUGCCACUGCCAGCUCACCAAGGUCUCGGACAAGUCGGUGAUUGUUCUCAAGGCAAAUAAACGCCAGGUGUUCAACGUGGCUAAGCGAUCUUUAAAGCUGUUAGAUCCCGUGAUAGAAAUUCCCAAUAAACAAGCCGGUCUUGAUCUCAUAACCAAUCGCACACAUGGAAAGAGCUCUUGCAAACCGAAGAGGGCAAAGAUAGAACACCCACAGCCUCCUAUGACCUACGAUAUGUUUGUUACUGACUCGUGUACGGUUCCUGGUUCCUGCUCUUGUGAUCCCGACAUGUGCAACUGCGAGUUCUGUCAGGUACACAAUACCAAGACGGCCGAGACUUAUGCCCCACUUUCGUACGGGAAAGUGAAUGUUGAAGAAUACUCUCUUAGCGGAACCCCCACCGACGAUGGGGAAUGCUUCUGCGCCGCGGAUGAUUGUGGGUGCUAUAAUUGUGAGAAACACGGCCGCGUGAAUGGCCAAACCGUUGGUUUACAAGAAGCCGCUCUUAAUUUCCUAAACGGUUUGGACAUCUCGGAACUUGAUUUCGACUGCUGUUGUCCAGACGACUCGUGUAACUGUACAAACUGCUUCAAACACGGCAGAUUUCAAAACGAGUCUUUAUCCUAA